Messenger RNA from Magnolia sinica, 1919 nucleotides. Its product is annotated as bifunctional 3-dehydroquinate dehydratase/shikimate dehydrogenase, chloroplastic. Gene Ontology annotation, molecular function: shikimate 3-dehydrogenase (NADP+) activity; NADP binding; 3-dehydroquinate dehydratase activity. Bases 135 to 1823 code for a protein of 562 amino acids. The transcript is spliced from 12 exons. Gene Ontology annotation, biological process: chorismate biosynthetic process; shikimate metabolic process. The record is from RefSeq and is a predicted model, not a curated record. NCBI's taxonomy places the organism in Eukaryota, Viridiplantae, Streptophyta, Magnoliopsida, Magnoliales, Magnoliaceae.
CAACAUAUGGGUGCAUGUGUACUGUGGUCCGUACUCAGCCAGAGCAUGUGGUGUAAUUCGUCAGCGUCUUUGAAAUAACGCCUGCUCGCAAGCAGCCUCCACCCACUGCACUCGCCCUCCUCCUUUCUCUGGCAAUGGCUUCCAGCAGCAGUCUUUCGUUGGCGUCGGAUUUGCAAUUGGGUGUUGGAGGAAUGGCGUCGAAUCCGACUCUCCUUUGCGUCCCCUUGGUGUCGAAAUCCGUCGAACAGAUGGUGGUGGAGAUGCGCCAGGCAAAGGCCAACGGUGCCGAUCUCGUCGAAAUCAGAUUGGACCAUCUUGCGAACUUCCAGCCUCGUACCGAUCUCGAAAUCCUACUCAAAGACCGACCGUUGCCGGCUUUGAUGACUUAUAGGCCGAAAUGGGAAGGUGGUCAGUAUGAAGGUGAUGAAAAUAAGCGAUUUGAUACACUCCUUUUGGCCAUGGAAUUGGGAGCUGAGUAUAUUGAUGUUGAGCUCAAGGUCGCUCAUGAAUUUAUGAGUUUUAUUUCUGGAAAGAAGCCUGAAAAUUGUAAGUUGAUUGUUUCUACUCAUAAUUAUCAAAGUACUCCAUCUCUUGAGGAACUUGGCGACCUUGUGGUAAGGAUACAAGCUGUUGGAGCUGACAUAGUUAAGAUAGCAAUGAUGGGCACGGACAUCACUGAUGUGGCACGUAUGUUUCAAACACUAGUUCAUUGCCAGGAUAUGCAAGUUCAUGCCACCACAUCUUGCCGGCCAUCUACUGAUGUGUUCCGACUUGAGGGUGAUGCUCCUGUCAUUAAUAAGGUUCCAAUUAUAGGGUUGGUUAUGAGCGAGAGGGGUGUGAUUUCACGGUUGCUCUGCCCAAAGUUUGGUGGAUAUCUUACUUUCUGCACACUCGAUGCGGGGAAAGAAUCAGCUCCUGGCCAACCAACAUUAAAAGAUUUAAUGAAUGUGUACAAUAUAAGACAGAUUGGGCCCGAUACAAAAGUUUUUGGAAUCAUCGGGAAGCCUGUAGGUCAUAGCAAGUCACCAAUUUUGCAUAACGAAGCAUUUAGAUCGGUUGGUGUCAAUGCAGUUUAUGUGCCUUUCUUGGUGGAUGACUUGGAGAAUUUUCUCAACGUCUAUUCUUCCCCAGAUUUUGCUGGAUUCAGUUGUACAAUACCUCACAAGGAGACUGCAGUUAAAUGCUGUGAUGAGGUUGACCCGAUUGCAAAGGCUAUAGGAGCUGUGAAUACCAUUAUUAGGAGGCCAAGUGAUGGUAAAUUAAUUGGUUACAACACCGAUUAUAUAGGCGCUAUUUCUGCUAUCGAGGACGGAAUAAGAGGUUCAAAUAAUUCAGGGCCACAUGCAGUCAGUUCGCCCCUAGCAGGUAGACUCUUUGUUGUCAUUGGAGCUGGUGGUGCUGGUAAGGCACUUGCUUAUGGUGCAAAAGAAAAGGGAGCAAGAGUUGUAAUUGCCAACCGCACUUAUGAACGAGCUAGAGAGCUUGCCAAUAUAAUUGGAGGAGAAGCUCUCACUCUGGCCGAAUUAGAUAGCUUCCACCCAGAGAAUGGCAUGAUCCUUGCAAAUACAACAGCCAUGGGAAUGCAUCCAAAAGUCGACGAGACACCCAUAUCUCAGCACGCACUGAGCUCCUAUGCUGUGGUUUUCGACGCGGUCUACACCCCGAAAGUGACCAGACUCUUGGGAGAAGCAGAGUCUGCUGGUGCAACCGUAGUGAGCGGAUUGGAGAUGUUCAUAAGGCAGGCAAUGGGGCAGUUCGAAUUGUUCACGGGUUUGCCAGCGCCUGAGAAGCUAAUGCGGGAAAUUGUGUUGAGAAAUGUGUAGCUGAAUUGUAUGUUUUUAAUGUUUCUGCAGUGGAUACAAACUGUAUUUGCUGAUUUUUACUUGAGCCAUGUAAUUACUAUUUAAUUUUCCUGCUUU